AUGAUUGAAGCAGUCUGUGAAGGUGUUUCCCUGAGUCAAUCUGCAAAGGUGAAAGGGCUGUUCAGUGCUCCAAAACAAGAUGGACGAAGGCUCGAAGCACAAGACCGACACAGGCCUCUAGAGGCGAAACGAGAGGAAGCUGUUAAGGUAGUCGAGGAGAUGAAGCGAAAAGGAGUGAUAGAGCUACGCAGUAGCCCGUAG
Molecule: messenger RNA, 201 nt
Organism: Acanthoscelides obtectus
Lineage: Eukaryota; Metazoa; Arthropoda; Insecta; Coleoptera; Chrysomelidae
Source: the annotation of a GenBank genome assembly